AUGCGCCGCUGGACCUCCAAGCUUGGUCAAUUCCACAAUCCCUUCGGUUCCACGGGCUCGCCCGGGCCUCUCCUCCCGCCCUCUUCUCUCAGCCCCGAGAUCUCGGGGGAGACCUCCGGGGACACCUCGCAGCCCCCCUACGACGACACUUCCCAGUUUACCUCGGACAACAAGAUCGAGCAGAUCUCCGAGAAGGACGCCACCAAGGUCCCCACCACCAAGCCCCACGACUGCAGGCUUUACAUUGAUGCGUGGGACGAAAUCCUCAGGCACGUCGACGUCGACGAACUCAAGGCUGUUCGCGCCGUCUGCCUGACCCUCUACGGCGCAGCCACCCCGCGCCUCCUCUCCCAUGCGGUGAUGUACGGAUACAAGGAGAACAUCGAGGCCGCUGCCUCCGGCGAGGACAUUGUGUGGUGCGCACACGCCAGUAUCCCUAUCGCCCCACACCUGUGGCCUUAUGUGAAGAUCCUCGACAUUGUGGGCAGUUGCGACUGUGAUGCCACAUGGACCAUGCGAACCAAGUGCCUCUGUCUUCCCUCUCUCGGCGACCUCCUCGACGAGAUCCUCCCGCACGACAUCCAUCUCGACACAAUCCGCAUCCACCUGCGCUGGUUCCGCCUCGGCCAUGCCUUCAUGACUGAGCGUGUGACCGCCAAGCAAACAAUUUACAUUGUCGACCUCUGCCCCCCACGCCCUUGCUACAUCGUCCUCCCUAUGACGCCAAUUGCGGGCUCCACCCAAGUAACUAUCAGCGUGCUGCACAACAACUCGCCCUGUCUCGCCUACACCGACUUCCUGCAGGAAGGCUACGACCCGGACGUCGACUACGACUUCCAGUUCACGUACGCGCCCACGCCCCGCCUGCCGGGGUGGUACGGGGUCGAGGCCUGCGGCGCGCGGAUCUACACGAACCACGACGUGCCGAAGCGCUUCGCCGUCAACUUCCUCAGCCUCCUCGCGGCCUUCACCGUCCAUUACCAGGGCACUGGCCGCUUCAUGCUCGCGGCGGCAGACACGUGGCCGCGCCGGUGGUUCCUCAGCGACCAAUGGAAUCUGGGGCUUCUGGUGAGCCCGGAGGGGGGUAUGUGGAGCCUGCUCGUCCCGUUUGUUAUUGAAGCACUCUUCCCGCUCCGCCUCGCGGAGGCGAUGGACGUCCCGCUCCACUCAUACCCCGAGAGCACGCAGGAGGUGUUCUACGAGGCCGCGGCCGAGUACCUCAACAUUGUCACAGAGCCGUUCCCUUUCGAGGAGCCGUGCUUGGCUGGAUGUGCCGCCCUAGACUUUGUUGUGGACUGA
This is a messenger RNA of Cutaneotrichosporon oleaginosum, 1299 nucleotides long. RefSeq lists its product as uncharacterized. Lineage: Eukaryota; Fungi; Basidiomycota; Tremellomycetes; Trichosporonales; Trichosporonaceae. The record is from RefSeq and is a predicted model, not a curated record.